This is a messenger RNA of Ooceraea biroi (clonal raider ant), 1187 nucleotides long. RefSeq names its product Glyoxalase 1 (gene Glo1). The record is from RefSeq and is a predicted model, not a curated record. Gene Ontology annotation, molecular function: metal ion binding; lactoylglutathione lyase activity. Lineage: Eukaryota; Metazoa; Arthropoda; Insecta; Hymenoptera; Formicidae.
CAACACUAGAAAAUGCAUAUGACAAUGCAGAAUGGAAAACGAAACAGGCAAUUGCAAGAAAAUUUUGCCCAGUUUUGCCUAUCGCUUAUCGCUAUCGCCUAUUGUGCAAGGGCCUUAAGUAAUUAUUCAGUUGUGAAUAAUGGAUUUCGAAGGGGACAGUCGUCAGGUGCACAACGAUGGGUGAACCAUCAGGAUUGACCAAUAGUGAAACGCGUGAGCUUUGCAAAGUCCCGGAUGCUGCUACAGAUGGAUACAUCAUGCAACAGACAAUGUUUCGUAUCAAGGAUCCAAGAAAAUCUUUACCGUUUUAUACUAAAGUACUUGGUAUGACUUUGCUGCAAAAGUUCGAUUUUCCAGAACUGAAAUUUUCCCUGUAUUUCCUUGGUUAUGAAAAUCAGAAGGAUAUACCAACUGAUAGAAGAGAAAGUAUUACAUGGACGUUUAGUAGACCAGCGACUAUAGAGUUAACUCAUAAUUGGGGAACAGAAACUGAUCCAGAUGCUAAAUAUCACAAUGGAAACUCAGAGCCUGCAGGAUUUGGUCACAUUGGAAUCACGGUACCUGACAUUGAAAAAGCUUGCGAGAGAUUUGAACAAUUAAAUGUGCCAUUUGUGAAAAAGUUAAACGACGGCAAAAUAAAGGGUAUUGCUUUUAUCAAAGAUCCUGAUGAUUACUGGAUCGAGAUAAUAGAUGGCCAGAAUGUUGCAAAUAUCAUAUUAGGUCAUUAACAUAUUUUACAUUAAAGCAAUAAAUUGUUGAAUAUUGUACAAUGCUAAAUUGCAUUGAACGUAAUAUUAUAUGAAGUGGCACAAACAUAAUUAAAAUACAUUACUAAAUUCAAUUCAUGACACAGUGAACUGAAACGGUGCGACUAAUGUGCAAAAAAGACUAAUGAAAUUAACCUUAAUAAGAAUUCUUAAUGAAAUUAAAGAAAUAUGUAUUUAUUAUACAUGUAUUAGUAUAUUUUAUUUUGUAGCAAUUGUGUAAAUUCUCUUAUACAUAUUGUGUUACAUCUAUACGAUGUGUCAUGUUCACGAAACUUUACAGAGAAAAAAAUAUUUAUUUCCAGUAAAUCCGUUUGAUUCCGCCAGGAUAAUUCAAUAAUAAAAUUUUUUCUUUUCCAAUCCGAAAGGUGCACGAAUUGGCGCCUUUAUUUACAAAAGAAUAAUAAACAUGUCACUUUUCGA